AUGGAGAGUGCGGUGGAGAGAGAAGCGUGGAAGGCACACGUGGCGAUGGUCGGCGUGCAAUUGUUCAACGGAGGGUACCACGUGAUCACCAAAGUGGCUCUCAACGUCGGUGUGAACCAACUCGUCUUCUGCGUUUUCCGUGAUCUCAUCGCUCUCUCUAUUCUUGCUCCUCUUGCUUAUCUCCGUGACAAACGAACAAGACCUCCUUUGAAUCGACGCUUACUCUUAGCUUUCUUCUUCCUCGGCUUAACUGGGAUAUUUGGCAACCAGCUUUUGUUCCUCAUUGGUCUAAGUUACACCAAUCCCACUUAUGCUGCAGCGAUUCAACCUUCUAUUCCGGUUUUUACUUUCAUCUUGGCUCUCAUCAUGGGAACAGAGAGAUUGAAUUUAUUCAAACUAGAAGGUCAAGCUAAAGUAGUAGGUACGCUGGUUUGUGUGGCUGGUGCGGUGUUGAUGGUUUUGUUUCGUGGACCGGCUUUGUUUGGAGAAACAGAGGCUGAGGUCUUGGGUCAUGGUGAUAUAAGACACCCUGAAGAAUCUGGACACUUCAUGUCUAGCUUUCUCAAUGGACUUGGGAGAUGGAAUUUGGGAGUUUUGUGUUUGAUUGGGAACUGCACUUGCAUGGCUGCUUUUCUUGCUAUUCAGGCUCCGGUGUUAAAGAAGUAUCCAGCUAAUCUUUCAGUCACAGCAUACUCUUACUUCUUUGGGACCAUGUUUAUGGUGACAUCUGCUUUUUUCAUGACCAAUGAGUCCACGAAUUGGAGCCUCACGAGAUCCGAGUUCUUUGCUGUUGUCUACGCAGGAGUUAUCGCGUCUGCUCUCAACUAUGGUCUCUUGACGUGGUCCAAUAAGAUAUUGGGUCCUUCUUUGGUUGCUCUUUAUAAUCCUCUUCAACCUGCAGCCUCAGCCUUCUUGUCCAGAAUCUUCCUUGGAAGCCCUAUCUACUUGGGGAGCAUUUUAGGCGGAUGUGCAAUCAUCGCAGGUCUUUACAGUGUCACAUGGGCGUCUUACAAAGAAAAGAAAGCAGCAGCAGCAACAGGUAUCAUCCCAAUCACCUCAAAGGAAGACGAGCCCUUGAUCUACAGAGACCAUAAAAACAAACCAAUGGGACAUAUAUUCACAAACAUUCCCAUCUCUUCACCCAAAUCCACUGAUUGA
Messenger RNA from Microthlaspi erraticum, 1158 nucleotides. NCBI's taxonomy places the organism in Eukaryota, Viridiplantae, Streptophyta, Magnoliopsida, Brassicales, Brassicaceae. The record is from the annotation of a GenBank genome assembly.